UCACGAUCGUUCACGAAGGACAGUCUGGAGUGUAUAGCAGAUAAAGAAAAGAGACCUGAUUGCUUCAUCAUAGUACUACACUGAAAAAGUGAAGGGGGGGUACGAGACAAAUAAUGCACUUCGAGUUCAUCAGCGUUCGUGUUGUUGAUCUCUUCUAAGUCAGUGGAAAAAUGACAACAAGCUUCAAUGCCACCACAAGAGACUGGAAUGGGACUACAAUUCCUGCAGUGUAUGAUACCACAGUAGCUUCGAGUGAUGUUGACUACAAUUCCAGCAUCUUACCAAACACAUCUUCAACUGCAUCACCUCAUCACCACGAUUCCAUUUGGUUGAUGUCUGCGUCAGCCCAAGGAAUAGCGGGAGUGUUCGUCUGGGCAGCUGUGUUUAUUACUUGCCAUCAGAUAUAUCAAUAUCUGAGAUUUUACACUCACCCUUCUGAGCAGCGUUGGAUAGUCAGGAUUCUCUUCAUUGUACCAAUCUACGCUCUUACUUCUUGGUUUUCUCUUCUUUUCUUCCACAAAAACAGCUACUAUGUGUAUUUCGAUACAUUCCGUGACUGCUACGAAGCUUUCGUCAUUUACAACUUCUUGAGUCUCUGUUACGAGUAUCUCGGAGGAGAGGGGAAUAUCAUGAGCGAGAUUCGAGGGAAACCCAUCCGGUCGAGUUGGUUCUACUGCACCUGCUGUCUAUCUGGUCGUCAGUAUUCGAUCGAAUUCCUUCGAUUCUGUAAACAGGCCACGCUUCAAUUCUGUGCAGUCAAACCUUGCAUGGCUUUUGUGACCGUUAUCCUACAAUCGCAAGGGCUAUACUCUGACGGCGAUUGGAGCCCCCAGUCCGGCUAUCUGUACAUCACCAUCAUUUACAACGUCUCCAUCACGCUGGCUCUCUACGCUCUCUUCCUCUUCUACUUUGCUACCAAGGAUCUACUCACACCAUACGAUCCAGUCUUGAAAUUUGCCAUCAUCAAAUCGGUCAUCUUCUUGUCUUUCUGGCAAGGUGUCUUGCUGGCCGUGCUGGAAACUUUGGAGAUUAUCUCUCCGAUCUACGCAGCCGAUGGCAGUGCUUCGACCAACGCUGGAACCGUCUCGGCUGGCUACCAAAACUUCCUGGUAUGUAUCGAAAUGGGUUUCGCUGCCGUGGCCUUGCGCUACGCUUUCCCCGUGACGGUUUACGCCCAGAAUUGUGCUACUGAUUCACGCGGUCGCACUGUCACCAUGCAGAGCAUUUCCAGUAGUUUGAAGGAAACAGUCAAUCCAAAAGAUAUCAUGACGGAUGCAUUUCACAAUUUUCACCCACAGUACCAACAGUACACUCAAUACAGCGCCAGUGGAUCGGUAUCUCGUGGCGCUGGUGGACGGCCAAGUCGUAAUGGAACGUUUGACACUGACGAAUCGGGGCCUGCCAUUCAUCGUACGACCCCUACUCUUCAUCCGGCACCUUCGACAUCGAAUGCAAUCGCUUCUCCUACAGUUCCCGUCAAUUCAGGUGGUGCUGCUACAUCUUCAUUUUCGACUACUAUCGCUGCUACUAAUGCAACUUCUGCUACUGCUGCUCAUUCUUCAACAUCGUCAGCCCCCGCCCAGUCAGGCAAUGGAGGUCCUGUUGGAGUGCCGCCAUCGCGUCUCGCUUACACGGAAAAGACAAUGCUACUCAGCUCGGACGACGAGUUCCAGUGAGCUCUUAAAGCCCCGUCAUACACAGGAACAACAACUAGACACAGACACACGUGAGGGAUACACACUAGUGUCCCGCCAUUUCGAUGACACCUACACUUACAUAAUAUUAUCGUUCUUGUUGUUGUUGGGCAAUCACACACACAUACACAAAAGACACUUAUAUCUUUUCUUUUUUUUUAAGGUAAUACCGCGUCAUCCCCCCCCCGCCCUUUUCUCGAAUGUAUUUGUAAUAAUUUCCCUCUUUUCAUUUUUUGUUUACUUAUUGUUUAAGUUCCCUCCGGGUAAACGUACUAUAUGUAAACGGUAUAUAUUAUAAAUAUAUUAUUCAGUGUUGAGUGUA
Messenger RNA from Daphnia carinata, 2016 nucleotides. It is a transcript of the gene Tmep, whose product is annotated as transmembrane protein 184B-like. Gene Ontology annotation, biological process: transport. Gene Ontology annotation, molecular function: transporter activity. The transcript has 9 exons. Bases 171 to 1676 code for a protein of 501 amino acids. Lineage: Eukaryota; Metazoa; Arthropoda; Branchiopoda; Diplostraca; Daphniidae. The record is from RefSeq and is a predicted model, not a curated record.